Messenger RNA from Trichomonas vaginalis G3, 1089 nucleotides. RefSeq names its product phosphoprotein phosphatase protein. Bases 1 to 1089 code for a protein of 362 amino acids. Gene Ontology annotation, molecular function: protein serine/threonine phosphatase activity. Gene Ontology annotation, cellular component: cytoplasm; nucleus. Lineage: Eukaryota; Parabasalia; Trichomonadida; Trichomonadidae. The transcript has a single exon. The record is from RefSeq and is a predicted model, not a curated record.
AUGCUAUCGCGUAGCAUACUCGACUCAUAUAUUCCACUACUUCAUUAUUUCAGCUUAGAUCAUAAUACAAACACUGAGCAAAUUACUGUCCCGCGAUUGAAGAAGACAGACUUGAUAGAUUUAUUAAGAAAAUGCAAAGAAAUUUUUAGAAUUGAGCCAACAUUAUUGCGAUUAGAAGGAGAUUUUAACAUCAUAGGAGAUAUACAUGGAAAUCUUAAAGACCUUCUUAGAAUUAUCUCAUUUACAGGACUUCAAAUGUCUAUUGGAUUUGUAUUUUUAGGUGAUUAUGUUGACAAAGGAGAUUUAUCAAUUGAAUCGAUAGUACUAAUUCUAGCAAUGAAGUUAGCUUAUCCUACAAAGGUGUUUAUGAUUCGUGGAAAUCAUGAAUUCGAUAAUAUGAACAAUGAAUACGGAUUCAAGAAGCAAGUCUUUGAAGUAUAUGACGAUGAUGUUUAUGAAGCAUUUCACGACUGCUUUUCUUGCAUACCUCUUGCAGCACUUGUAAACCAAGAACACUUAUGUAUGCACGGAGGUUUAGGACCAGGAUUUGUUUCUUUAAAUCAGAUUGAGCAAAUAGAACGCCCAAUAUUUUCCGUAGAUACAGAAACCAAAUUUUCACAGAUUUUGGAUUCUAUUUUAUGGAGCGAUCCAAGUGAGAUGAUUCAGCAAUACACAAAUAACAAUAGAGGUAAAGGUUUUGUUUAUGGAGGUUCUGCCGUUAAUAAAUUCUUGCAAAAUAAUAAUUUGAAAACUAUAAUUCGUUCUCAUCAAUGUGUUGAUGGCUACAAAGAGCUCUUUGAUGGUGGACUGAUAACAGUCUUUUCGUCAAGUUGCUAUUCAAAAAAUCCUGUAAAUCGUUGUGGAUUAUUGCAAAUUAUUAGAAAUGAACAAAUAACAAAGAAGCACUUCCCUGCAAGCGAACCUAUCAGUAAAAUGAAUAUAGAUUAUAAAAUUGUUGAAGUUAGCCAGACUAUUCCAUUAUGUCAAAGGAGAUUGAGCCUUCCAUUCACGAAGACUACUACAAAUAUGAAGAGAAUGUCAUUUAGCGUCAAAUCAGACAGAAUGAAAAAAUCUUUUGUUAGAAAUUAA